GAUGAUGAUAAUGAUGGUGACUAUGAUGAUGAUAGUGAUCGUGAUUAUAUCAAUAAAACUAAAUUAUAUCUAUUUUAUUGCUGUGUUGCAUAUUCUGAUUGAAAAGCACUGAAGUGUGGUUCAGGCAUACCGCUGUGUGGGAGAGCGAGUGAGAGGGGUGUGCUCUGCCGAAGUACUCACUGCAAGGACUAAGCGGCGCAACUGACUCUCGUCGGACCAGCGAAAGAAUUGUGGAUUGCUUGAUUUUUGUUAACUUUUUCUAGUGCUUGUUAAGGUUUGUCCGAAAGCAGUAAGGCCUGGAGUAUAUAUUGAACUACUUAUUCUGUUGUGUCAUCAAUUGACUGAUAGAAAAUGUCAAUCUAUUUGAAAUUUCUGACGGUAUGGUUCGUAACCGGUCCUGUUGUAAUUUCCACAAAUGGUGAAAUCUUUACGUCAAUGAUGAACGUAAGGCAAGCUAUUGAUACUGAAAGGAAACUUAUUCAUCAUCUAAAAUUGUACAUAGAACAAGAAACUGAGAGAUUGAGUGAUAUUCAAAGAUUUUAUGCGAAGGUUUCUCAACUGCACAGCGCGGUCUACAGAAGACUGCCGGGAGCGGCUGCUGCCAACCCUUUGGUGGCGUUCACGCUGAUCAAGCGACUGAACUCGGAGUGGCCCAAUGUGGUCUACAGCAACGAAGCCCAGGAAAACACCCAAGCCCUUAGGUCUGGCUAUGGGAGUGUGGAGGGGAGCUUGCCUAAGCAGGAGGAUGUCCAGGGGGCUGCCCAAGGCCUGAUGAGGCUCCAGGAUGUGUACGAGCUGCGCGUGGAGGGGUUGGUCCGAGGACACUUCCAGAGGCUGACCAAUCAGGGCAACACUGUCGACAUCUACCGCCCCCCUGUGUCCAUCCCUCUCUCUGGAGAUGACUGCUUCCUGGUGGGGAAAGUGGCCUACGACGUGGAGGACUACUACCACUCUGUGCCGUGGCUGGAGGAGUCAGUCCGGCUGUUCAGAGGGUCAGAGACGGUGUGGAGGCCUGAGAACGAGGGCAGUUUGGAGGAUGCCCUGGACCAUCUCGCCUUCUCCCAUUUCAAGACAGGAAACAUUUCUUAUGCACUGAGUCUCUCGCAGGAGUUGCUACGUCACGAUCCCUUAAAUGGACGAGUGCAGCUCAACGUGGAGAAGUAUGAGAGGCUUCUCGUUGAGAAUCCAGGCGUGACCAACGCUGCCAGUGCUUUAAAGAGACCCUCCACUACAUAUCUGAGGACCAGGAACACUUAUGAGAGGCUCUGCAAGACGCAAGGAUCUCAGCCAAAGCACUAUGAGGACCCAGGGCUGUUCUGCGAUUACUUCACCAAUGGCAGCCCGGCGUUGCUCCUGCGACCUGUGAGGCGAGAGGUCGUGAGCUUACGGCCCUAUGUAGUGCUGUACCACAACUUCAUCACAGAUGGCGAAGCAGAGAGUCUCAAGAAGGUGGCUCAGCCAGCGCUGAGGCGGUCGGUUGUGGCGUCCGGUGAGAAUCAAGCCACCGCUAACUAUCGAAUCAGUAAAAGUGCGUGGCUAAAGGAGACAGCCCACCCCAUAGUUCAAAGCCUGGACGAGCGCAUUCAUACACUCACCGGCCUGAACGUGCAUCAUCCGUAUGGGGAGUACCUCCAAGUGGUCAACUAUGGCAUAGGAGGCCACUAUGAACCCCAUUUUGAUCAUGCUACGUCACAGUCCAGUCCACUUUACAGGCUCAACACCGGGAACCGAGUAGCUACCUUCAUGAUAUACCUCAGCGCGGUGGAGGCAGGUGGAUCGACGGCCUUCAUCUACGCCAACUUCAGCGUUCCGGUUGUGCAGAAUGCUGCCCUCUUCUGGUGGAACCUUCACCGUAACGGACAAGGGAACAGAGACACACUGCAUGCUGGUUGUCCUGUCCUAGUUGGGGACAAGUGGGUGGCUAACAAGUGGAUCCAUGAGCAUGGACAGGAGUUUCAGCGACGCUGCAGCCCCAACCCUGACGAGUGAAAGAGAAGAAACCUCAGACAGGAAGAGAGAGAGAGAGAGAGAGAGAGAGAGAAGGAGAGAGAGAGAGAGAGAGAGAGAGAGAGAGAGAGAGACAGCAAAAGAGAGCAAAAGAGCAAGCUUAUCGUGUCUGGGACCGCUUGGAGUACAAGAGCCAGCCUCCACAAUGGAGCAGUGCAUCAGGAGUGGAGAGAGGGAGCGAGAGAAAAAAGAGGGAGAAGGCUGGAGGAGACGGAAGCAAAGGGAGGAGGAGGAGGUGGUGGAGGAAAAAGGGGGGAGGGCAGGAGGAGAGUUGGCUAUCUGCCCUCUGUGGUGUUUGGAGAAUUCACUCACCCUCGGGGAAGAGAGAGAGGCGCGUGCACUGACACAGCCAAAAGAUGACGGAGGGGGAUAGAAUGGCGGUGCAUGUGUGUGUGUGUGUGUGUGUGCGUGUGUGUGUGUGUGUGUGUGUGU
Molecule: messenger RNA, 2439 nt
Organism: Clupea harengus (Atlantic herring)
Lineage: Eukaryota; Metazoa; Chordata; Actinopteri; Clupeiformes; Clupeidae
Gene: p4ha3
Product: prolyl 4-hydroxylase, alpha polypeptide III
Biological process (GO): peptidyl-proline hydroxylation to 4-hydroxy-L-proline
Cellular component (GO): endoplasmic reticulum
Molecular function (GO): iron ion binding; procollagen-proline 4-dioxygenase activity; L-ascorbic acid binding
Source: RefSeq, a predicted model, not a curated record